AUGCACGACCCAAUGAGCAGGGCUGAAAAGGGAAAAAAGGAAAUGAAAAAGAUAAAAGCAUCUCUUCUUCCAAACAAGACACCAGAGGUCACUGCAAAACCCCAAAAUGAUGUCCUGCCCUUUGACUUUUUCUCUGGUGCCAUGAAAUCCUACUGGGCGAGCGGCCACUUUUCUGAUCUCAUCAUCAGCGCCAAAGGCUACAGAAUCAGAGUCCACAAGAUGGUUGUCUGCAGCCAGUCUGUCUUUCUGAGUUUUCUGGUCCAUAUUCAGGACAAGAACGCGAAAACUAUCAAAGUGCCAGACAAUGUCGUUCCCAAUUUCAACCUCUUCAAGGCCAUGAUCGCUUGGAUGUACGGCGUCGAGUACAUGUAUCCCGGCAUCGAGUCCAAGACCUACAUCCACGCCGGCAUGUACGACUUGGCGAUCUGCUUCAACGUCGCACGCCUACGCAAGCACGCUCUCAAGAAAAUCAAAGAAUCCACCGAAGUGCCCGAAGCAGAAUGGGACACGAAAGCGUUCUUGAGGCUAGUCAACCAGGAGAUGGGCAAGGGGUAUCACCAGUGCAUGCAUAUCCUGCUCCUCGAUAUUCGUCGGAAGAAGAUUGAGGUGUUGCUGAAGGAGCCGGAGCUGGAGCACGUGCUGAAGAAUCAUCGUGUCUUUACGAGGGAGCUACUGCGCAGUUUGGGGCAGGCUGGGCCGCAGGUUCGGUGUCUUGAGUGCGGGGGUUUCUGUCGUGAGGGUCGUUGUGCGAAUGAGAAGUGCACUUGUGAUGAGGACUGGAGCGUGUAUUUUCGUUGA
Talaromyces marneffei is the source of this 798-nucleotide messenger RNA. RefSeq lists its product as uncharacterized. The transcript has 3 exons. Lineage: Eukaryota; Fungi; Ascomycota; Eurotiomycetes; Eurotiales; Trichocomaceae. Gene Ontology annotation, molecular function: protein binding. Bases 1 to 798 code for a protein of 265 amino acids. The record is from RefSeq and is a predicted model, not a curated record.